Australozyma saopauloensis is the source of this 1422-nucleotide messenger RNA. RefSeq lists its product as uncharacterized. Bases 1 to 1422 code for a protein of 473 amino acids. Gene Ontology annotation, cellular component: mitochondrion; cytoplasm. The record is from RefSeq and is a predicted model, not a curated record. Gene Ontology annotation, molecular function: GTPase activity; GTP binding; protein binding. The transcript has a single exon. Gene Ontology annotation, biological process: tRNA wobble uridine modification; tRNA methylation. NCBI's taxonomy places the organism in Eukaryota, Fungi, Ascomycota, Pichiomycetes, Serinales, Metschnikowiaceae.
AUGUCGUCGACCAUUUUUGCCCUUUCUACUAAACCGGGUAGAGCGGCAAUUGGUGUGGUUCGGAUACUGGGCUCUCACAGUAAGCACAUUUAUCAUAACUUGACAAAAAGCCGAUUGCCGCCAGUACCCAGACAGGCCAGUUUGCGCAAGCUCUAUGGCAAACAAGGUGUUUUAGAUCACGCUGUUACUCUUUACUUCAAUGGCCCUAAAUCUUAUACUGGCGAGGAUUCUUUGGAGCUUCACCUCCAUGGUGGAACUGCCAUUGUCAAAGCUGUAUUAGAUGCAAUCGGUAAACUACAUAGCCCCAAGGAUGGCGUAUUGAUCCGAUAUGCCGAACAAGGUGAAUUCUCGAGGAGAGCUUUCAUGAACGGAAGACUAGAUUUGACAGAAGUUGAGGGAAUACGAGAGCUAAUAGAUGCAGAAACCGAGACGCAGCGUUUGGGCGCGAUGGAUUCUCUCUCGGGAAAUACCAAAAAACUCAUGCAGAGAUGGCGCUCCGAUAUUGUCAACAAUGUGGCGCUUAUCACGACAGUUAUUGAUUUUGGGGAGGAACACGAUUUGGAGGAAACCUCGCAACUUAUCAAACAGGUAGACCUGAACAUUGAAUCCCUAAUACUCGAGAUUAAAGAUUACUGCAAGAGGGUUAAGGGCUCCGAAAUUUUGCGGAGUGGAAUAGGUGUCUGUUUGACAGGACCUCCCAAUGCUGGCAAGCUGUCGUUACUCAAUGAGCUAGGUAGUAGUGACCUUGCAAUUGUCUCAGACGAGGCCGGUACAACCAGGGAUAUCAUUGAUGUCGCUAUGGACAUAUCCGGGUAUAAAGUGAUUGUUGGCGAUACAGCGGGCAUUCGUGAUCUACUGGAAGCCAGCGCCAUCGAACAAGAAGGUAUCCGGAGGGCAAAGCUCCAUGCUGUGCUGCGAGACUUGAUUGUGGCUGUUCUCUCUGGUCCCGAAGAAAUUAACGAUGAGUUCCGAAAACAUAUUUCUUUGCUACAAGAGACGGGAAAACCAAUUCUAAUAGUGGUGAACAAAAUAGAUUUGUGGGAAAAUAUCGACACUACUGAGAUACAGAGCAAAUUUGCUGCAGAUCUCUCAGUAGACCCUAAUUGUAUCUACCCAAUAUCGUGUCUUUCGGGAACAGGUUUAGACGCAUUGCGUGAUCAGCUUGUAGCCCGAUUCAAGGAGCUCUCGUUGUCAACAGAAAGUGAUCCAGUUGUCAUUUCGGCAAGAGCGUUAGACUUGCUACAGAAUGACGUUAUUUAUAGCUUGGAAGAGUUUCGCCAGUGGAGCGAUUCAGACGAUGUUGUUCUUGCUGCCGAAUGUCUACGCGGCGCUGUUGAAGGCAUUGGCAAAAUCACAGGAGACGCUGUGGGCGUAGAAGAGAUACUUGGUGUGGUGUUUUCCAGUUUUUGUAUUGGUAAGUAA